Wyeomyia smithii (pitcher-plant mosquito) is the source of this 3851-nucleotide messenger RNA. RefSeq lists its product as uncharacterized. The record is from RefSeq and is a predicted model, not a curated record. NCBI's taxonomy places the organism in Eukaryota, Metazoa, Arthropoda, Insecta, Diptera, Culicidae. The transcript has 3 exons. Bases 821 to 3568 code for a protein of 915 amino acids.
CUUCUAUUACUACAUAAAUGAUCCGUUAGGGUAAUCAACCUGAAAUAUUAAGUGAAAGUCAACAUAUUUUCUGAGUUCAAUGAAACAGUAACUUUUCCAAUAAAAAAAAUCUCAAAUUAAUAACAAACCCAACCCUCGCUAUGGAGAACAAACUGCACACAAGUUGCACUGCAUGGAAACAGUGAUUUAUCACGAACUCGGUGGGGAAAUCACACCAAGUGUUAGAGAGCAUUAACGAUAUUUUUAGGCGGUGAAUCACACAGCCACCAUCGCCGCCGCCACCGACUGACCCGACUGAUCAACCGAACGGCUCACGGCUCAGCCCGGAUCCGGGCAGUAAAUGACCAGCACUAUGUGUAACUUGGUUAUGCCGUGCCACGAAAAUGUUUUCGCCCGUAUGCCGCCGUCUUGAGAGUGCUCGAAUUACCCGAGCGACGAAGCGAGCGCAUUAUGAAAAAUGUUACUACUCGAUGCGUUGCGUUGCGGGUGGAGUGAACGAAAAAAAUGCCACCACUAACCACUGUUUUGUUCUAUUUUCAUCCAUUUUACGAAUUUUCAUUGCGUUUCGGAGUGUGUAGCAUACAAAACGUGCACACCCGAGAGUGGUUUUACGAUUUUACCGGAAGGCGAAAAUAUGGAAAACGCGCGGUUCGCACCGCGCCAAGUGUUCCUACACGGUUAGAAGGAAGUUCGGAUUUGGCGGAAAGUCGCUGCAUAGAUUAGUGGGUUUUUGCAGUUUUGGAGGAAUGGUUCACGUAUUUGGUGGAGUUGUAACAGCGAAACGAUGGCAUAAGGUGAAAAAAUUCAAAUUGGCGGUAGUAUGCAAGACUUUUCCAAGGAAGAAUAUGGUCUUCUUGGAACAAGCGUCGUGGGCAGUGAUAAAGAUCUUAGUUCGGCUUCCUCACUGAUUAUCUCAGCUGGCCAUAGCCAGAGUUGCAAUUUGCACUUAAGCCACAAUCAUCAACAAGUACUGAAUCAUCACGGCAAUCACCACCAAGAUGCGAUUAAUGAAAACGUUACCGUUUCAACAAGCGACUCUACAGUAGUGUUAGUAGACGACCUCAAGUUGAGCCAGCCUAGUGAUCUGUUGGAAGCAAACGAUAGCGGUAAGCUGGAAGAGACUGAUCGGGACCUCUAUCCCUGGAGCACGACAAACAUCGGAAGUAAAUUUUUAAGGAGCUCAGAUGAUCCUCUCAUCUCUGGCGGCACCAACGACAAUCAAAACGAUAAUGAGCUCAGUGUUGCCACUGCUUCUCAGUCAAUGUGUUCAUCGCCAACGCCUCCGCCCACUCAUAAACAUCGAAACAGCAUCGUCGUACCAGCUUCAAUUCUUUCACCAGAACUCUCUGACAGACCGAUUUCACCCUUGCCAACAGCUAGAAAAAGCUCCACGAAUACAUCAAACCGGCGUGGUACUGGAGCCAGUAGCGCAGGACGGCAACGGCGUAAGGGACCGCUCAAAUUACGGUUCCAUCAUCAGGCAUUGCCGCCGGAAUAUUUGGACCAUUAUGAGGCAACUCAAAACGCAACAGCCAGACGGAAUCAACAGCAACAACAAAAUAAUUGUGGUACCCGUUCUAGUAAAAUGGAGAAACACGUGGCUCAGGAGCGUGAAGAUCAAACCAACGAAACUGUCAGAAAUUGGUUGCAGAAAAUUUUAGAACUGCAGAAGGAAGGCGUAUCUUUGGCGCCUGUAAAGGACGAUAUAGAAGCUAGCAGGGAAUCUACUCCAAGAUGUACCUCCAAUAACCAGCAAAGCCAGCGGAAUAAAGUCAUUAGCUAUACAGACCUACCAUAUAUGGGGGAGAUGACAUUGGACAAUUCUAAACCCAGGAGAGGUAGAAAACCAAAAAAGGCGGAUAUUUGUCAUCUGAUUUACAAAAACUAUGGAACUAUUCUCCCUGGAACCCCCAAAGCAGAGAUCACACCAGACCGAACCAACAAUGGUCACAGAACACAAACGAGAAGUAGUAGUUUACUAGAGAGGAGAUUGAUGUCUUCUGAAAAUGGGGUCACAGGGAACAUAAAAGGGAAGCGCGAAGAACCUUUGAAUUUAUGUGUCCGAGAUAGUGGUGGAGACCCUCUUACCCUAUCCAGUUCAGAAGACGAAAGUGAUGAGGUGUUUGAUUCUGCCUGUCCAACACCCAUUAUCACGCCGUCGGAUGUCAACACGGAUCAAGCUCUUGCCGCGAACAUGAAAAUGUCAUUACCCAAUCUUAACUGCGCAGAUAUAGGCACGUCUUCAAGCGGAGAUACUCCAUCGACCGCUGAGACUCCUCCCGGCUAUAUGUAUUGGCCGAAUAUGGGUAACUUCAUCCACCCAAUGGCACUGUACUAUCAAAAGCUGGUAGGUACUAACAAUACAGUCGCCUUAGGGCAGUCUAGUUCGUCAACUUCAAACUCAAUACCAAGCACUUCUACAGAAACACUACUUCCAAAAGCUUCCCUCAUCAACUCUACGCCACCUUCAUCUCCAGUUACUUCGAAACGGGAGCAACCCCAGAUUUUGGUUCCGAAACCUAUCUCACAGCUGAUAAAACCUGAAAAGUCAAGUAAAAACACUACAGACAGUUUGCAACACACAAACAAAAAUUCCCCCCCAGCCCAAAAGCGUAAACGGUCGGCCAUUUUUAUUCCACCUGUACCUGCGGAAAACAGCACAAAUCCUGCGACCGAGGUAAGCAUUUGCAAGUUCAAAUUCACUGGUGGUGCUAAACCAUGCCUUCAGGAGAAAAAGAUGCUCAGUGUUGAUUCUGGCGGAAACUUUCGAUACUAUUCCGGAACCGGAGAUAAAUCAAUGCGUGGAUACGAGUUUUUCCCUCGUGAAAGUUUGCAGCAAAGCAGCCUUCAUGCAACGACGACCACGGGAGCUUUUCUGAAUACACCACCGGUGGAAAAAAUUGCUUGCGAUCUACCACCUCCCUCACUUGGUCUGAGUAAUGAGGUUUUACAGAUCCCGGAUUUCCCAAGUUCCAACAGCUUGAGUGGUUUGAUUUCACCUGGUGGUACCCUCAAUAGACAUUUGCUGCGCUCGGAAUCUAGCGAGACCCGUCGAGUAAGAAGACGGUCACGUCGCUCAACUCAGCGUGAAACUCUAGAGAAGACUUUCAAAGAGAAAGGCUUUCUCAUUCAGACUCAGCAACUUCAAUCGGCUGAAGGUGCGACCUAUUGUAAGUUUAGACAAUUACGUAAAUUUACUCGCUAUCUCUUCCGAAGCUGGAAAGACUAUCUUCCCGGAGAGCUACAACAGGGAUCCGGGUCAGAGCAUCCUCACGAUGGGCUGUCCUUAAACUCUUCGGUUCCUGAAGAUCUACUACUGGACUCCGGAAGCUCAUUACUGAUGGACAGCUCACCGAGUCCUUCUCCAACUUCGGCCGCCUACAGCGAUCAGACGCCUCGUGAAAGAACAUAUUCGCCAGCGUCAUUGUCACCGGCUCAAAUGGAGCUGCCGGUGCGAUCGCAUUCGCAUCCUGCUGCAAUUGUCUCAUCACUGCCGACAUCAUCCGUUGAAUCUUCGUCGCUGCUGCAUUCCAACCAGCUUGAUAGGAAUCGAGGUCGACAUAGCUGACAAUGGUCGGACGAACAACGAUUAGACCUCUAGUAUAAGAUCGCGCCAAAGAUUAGUCGUUAGUUUAUAAUCAGAAUAAAAUAAAAUUAGGUUUUUGAACACCUGCGGAAAUGUUAAGAAAAGCAAAAUAAUAACCCUGAUUGUACAGAAUUAAAAAGUCUAGUCGAUCUAUUGUAAAGACCUUCGAAGUUUAGUAAUUAAAAUUUUUAUUAAUGAGAAUCCUAUUUACUGCUAGUAGUCAUACUUUCUCUGCUCAUAAAUCUUCGUUCGCUGUGUUGUAAUU